UCUACUAGCGCGGAGAUGUACAAGCUUUACGAUUUUUACAAGGAACAACCACUCAUCAUGGGUACUAUCAGUGAAAUCGACACAAUGUUUAGUAUGGAAGAAGAAGUCAGUUCAAGAAUAAACAAUAAGUUGGAGGGACGGACGAUCAUCAAAAAUGGGAUUCCACCGGAAACGGACUUGUAUAUGAACGGCGGAAGUCCGGGUCUCGAGAUUCGUAGACUCGAUGAAGAGUACAGACGACGGGCUUCACAAGUAUCGUAUGGUUCUGAUUGUUCGGAGGGGAGAAGAGUGUCUGAAAGCCUUGAAGACGAGGCUGACUUUGGAAUAUUGUUUGACGUUGACGGCGUUUUAGCACGAGGUUCGACUCCCUUGAGUGCUGCCCAGCAAGCCAUUCGGCUGUUAGAGGACGAAGAAGGUCAUCUGAAGGUUCCGGUUGCGUUCGUGACAAACGCUUGCAACAGGAGUAACGACAAGGCGGCACAGAUACAAAAAUGGCUCAACAUUCAGGUUACGCCAGACCAGGUCAUACAUGCUCCGACGCCGGCAAGACUGUUGACAGAAUUUCAUGACAAACAUGUUCUAGUUGUUGGACAAGAACACCGAGCUGAAAUCGCCAAAGAUAUUGGAUUUACAAAUGUGUGCACUAUAGAGGACGUCCAGCUUGCGUAUCCCCUGUUGGACAUGGUGGAUCAUGAGCACAGAAACGCUGUGGCAACCGGAAGUCACCCUGACGACACUUCUUUCCCGCCAGUUGAAGCUGUUCUCCUCAUUGGUGAACCAACACACUGGGAGGGACAUCUCCAGCUAUUGGUUGACCUGUUACUAACCGAGGGUGUUCCGAACUCAAGCCACACCCCUAAAACCGUUCUGAAUGUGAAACAAUUGCCUGUGAUUGCGUGCAAUAUGGAUCUUGUGUUCAUGCAUCAGGCCUGUAUGCCACGAUUUGGUCAUGGUGCUUUCUUGGUGUGCUUGGAGGCAUUGUAUAAGAAAAUCACUGGAAAAGAUUUGGAAUACCGUGCAUUGAUUGGCAAACCUUGCGAAAUUACAUACAGAUAUGCAGAACACGUGAUCGGCGAUGUUGCUAGAAGACUUGGCAUCACUCGACCAAUCAGAAAACUCUACUUUGUUGGAGAUAACCCUAACGUUGAUAUUGUCGGCGCCAACUUGUACGACAGAUACCUGAAAAGAGCGCAACAGAAUCGUGACAACGGCAACAUGUGCGAGGACGACCACAGCGACCAUUUGCCAAUCAGUAGGUCCAUUCCGAAAGGCGUAAACCUGUACCAGCAGACGGUUAGGUCAAUGGAAAGUCUUCUCGUCGGCACCGGAGUAUAUAAACACGAAGAAACAAACGCGCCCGGAAGUCCGAGUGAUGACGUGUACCAUGGGCAUAGAGACAUUAUGCAUGAACCAGAAUUGGCAAAACCAUCAAGAUUUGUGCCAGAUGUUUGUCAUGGAAUUGAACAUAUUCUCAGACAGGAGAAUUUCAAUCCAUGCGUAUUAAGCUCGUGAAAAAACGUGCUAAACAGGAAAUGACUGAACUAAACAUUCAGGAAGAAUGCACAGCAGUGCCGGUCGCUUAACCAAGGCGAUCGCGUAAUCAGUGCAGGAUUGCGGUCACCGCAUAGAGACUGCUAGACAUUCACAUGGUAUCUUGCCAGGAGCAGAGAACCGCCGCAUAAGACAUUUUUACAUCAGGCAUUCGAAGUGAUCUCAGUUUGUAACAUAGCCAGUCGUUGCAUUUACGCUAAACAUUGCAAACAUUACUUGCUCUUUGAGCACAUUUAUAAUAUAUUCAUGUUUUGCUACAUUGUUUUCAGUUCUAACAAGACAUGUACGGGUGUGCAAGGAGUUGCUAUCAAACAUCUAUAUGUAUGAAGUUCACAUGUAUAUGAAGUGUGGUUCUUCUAUGAAUGAAUGAUACCCGGGAAAUAUUUUUGUCUUAGGUUCCCCUAGCGGGGCCUCCUAGUCUGAAACAAGAUCUCAUGGUAGAAGUACGCCAUCCACAUUCCAUUUUUAUCAUUUAUAAACAUUUAUGAACAUUUAUGACAUGUUAUUGAAUUUAUUUCUGUGAUAUAAAAUGAUCAUCAUUUUAUAUAAAAUAUAUUACUGCAUUUAUAUUUGAUAUUAUUUGAAUAAACAACAAAAUUAA
This is a messenger RNA of Ruditapes philippinarum (Manila clam), 2152 nucleotides long. RefSeq names its product haloacid dehalogenase-like hydrolase domain-containing 5. Lineage: Eukaryota; Metazoa; Mollusca; Bivalvia; Venerida; Veneridae. The record is from RefSeq and is a predicted model, not a curated record. The transcript is spliced from 9 exons. Gene Ontology annotation, cellular component: mitochondrion. Bases 16 to 1512 code for a protein of 498 amino acids. Gene Ontology annotation, biological process: glycerophospholipid biosynthetic process.